Messenger RNA from Etheostoma spectabile (orangethroat darter), 3342 nucleotides. Its product is annotated as homeobox protein engrailed-2b. Gene Ontology annotation, cellular component: nucleus. Gene Ontology annotation, molecular function: RNA polymerase II cis-regulatory region sequence-specific DNA binding; DNA-binding transcription factor activity, RNA polymerase II-specific. Gene Ontology annotation, biological process: multicellular organism development; neuron differentiation; regulation of transcription by RNA polymerase II. NCBI's taxonomy places the organism in Eukaryota, Metazoa, Chordata, Actinopteri, Perciformes, Percidae. The record is from RefSeq and is a predicted model, not a curated record. Bases 433 to 1272 code for a protein of 279 amino acids. The transcript is spliced from 2 exons.
AAGUAUUUGAGCGGCGUCUUUAUCAGGGCAGUUUAGUUCUGCUGGACGCAUCAAUAAUUGUGUGCAGGCACCCGGAAAAAAAUAAUAGACUCUUUCUUUUUCCAAAUCUUUUUUUAAAACAAUUUUUAAAUAUAAAGAAAUUGAGCAGCGAGUCCAGCCACGAGGAGUAGGCUUUUACCAGAAACUGAAGCAUGAAUUUUCUUUGUCAAAAUCCUAAGAGGUGCGUUUUCACAGCAAAAACAAUAUAAAAACUACUCUGCCAAAAAAGGAAUUAGUCCAGCUCACACCGACAUUUUUUUAGUGAAAAAUAUAGGCUAGCAUCCUUAUUAAUUGAUAAGAAAGGACAGGACAACACGAAAUUGGAAUUACUUCUUGCCUUGAAAAAAAGGGGGGCAGAGAAAGAGGUGCUGAGGGUGAUCAGGCUUCAUCAUUAUGGAAGAAAAUGCUCGCCGAGACCCAGAGCGCGCACAGGACUUCGACGAGGAGUCCAACCGGGCCAUCCUGCCUCUCCUCCAGCCACCUGGCAACCAUCAGUCCCACAGGAUCACAAACUUUUACAUCGACAACAUUUUGAGACCGGACUUUGGUCGAAAGAGGAAGCACGGGGCUCUGGUCCGGGAGGGAGACGGUCUGGGUCUGGGAGUGAUCAUACGCACAGAGAAGCUCACAGGGACAAAGUCUUCCAAAACUGGCAACCCGCAGCAGGGUGGAGCAGGAGGCGAGGAGGAAGAAGAAGAAGAAGAGGAUGAGGACACGGGAGCAUCCGACGACCAGCAUCCGGACACUGAGGCCAAGAGGCCGGACCUGAGAGCCGGGGAUGCGGCUGGGAAGGCUCGGGGGAGCGGCGGGGACCGAUGCCGCAGCCCCGAGGCCGGCUCGGCCCCUGCGUCCAAGCCACCGAUGCUGUGGCCGGCCUGGGUUUAUUGCACGCGCUACUCGGACCGUCCGUCAGCAGGGCCCAGAUCCCGCAAACCAAAGAAGGAAUCGACCCCGAGUAAAGAGGACAAGCGGCCCCGGACGGCCUUCACCGCGGAGCAGCUCCAUCGGUUAAAAACGGAGUUCCAGAGCAACCGGUACCUGACCGAGCAGCGGCGGCAGAGCCUGGCCGGGGAACUGGGCCUUAACGAGUCUCAGAUCAAAAUCUGGUUUCAGAACAAACGGGCCAAAAUCAAGAAAGCCACCGGGAAUAAAAACGCUCUGGCGCUGCAUCUCAUGGCGCAGGGACUGUACAACCACGCCGGGUCCAAGGACGCCAAGUCGGACAGCGACUAGAGGAGACACGGAGGGACAGGAGGGGGUUCUGAACCAUGCAAUAAAAUCACUUCAGUACCAGCAUUCAUAUUUAAAAACUCAAACAGAGACGAUAUUGUGACAUUUUGUUCGUCGUGUGUGUGUGUGUGUGUGGUGUGUGUGUGUGGUGUGUGUGUGUGUGUGUGUGUGCAGGAUAUGCGUCCACAGGGCUGUAGUAGCCUGUAAAUGACGAUGUCCAAUCCAAAUCAAAAUGUAUGCUGCGUUCAUGUCAUAGACAGAAGUCAGGAUUUUCCACACAACUGUUACAAGCUAAAACCCGCAACUUCUGUAGGCCUACACCAACAGCCAUAGCUGCUUCUGUUAGAUCGGAUUUUAGUAACUUUAUAGGCUGCAUUAUUUGAUUUGGGUCUGUCUGUUAAGAAGGCCGAUUCUGAACUCUGUGUGGCACGUAAAGGCAACAUUUCAGAAUUGGCGGUCGCUUAUUGAGAAAAGAGUGGCCUAAAACAUGUAUAUGUGUUAGCUAAAAGCAGACUAGCCUACCAGCCGCUGGCAGAUGAGGAGGUUUGGGAUAAAACAUGUGCUUCAAUGUAGACUAUAAUUAAAAGGCUAUUAUUAUUGGUUAUGAAAAUAUGACCAUUUUGAAAUUGUUUAACAUUAUAACUAAGGCUAUAGUUCUAAUAGUGUACCCCCCAUCUUUGACCUCAUAGUAGCCUAUUAUUUCAGAAACUUCACACAUUUCAGUCUAUUCAAUUUCCAAAGGUCCCACCUGAGUUGUUUGGGGGUUUUUUUUUCCUGUGAAGAAACCAGAAUACCGAUAUUCUGACACACGUGAAUGCAGCAUUCUUGGGUCAGAUGGGACGAAUAGGCUACAGAAAACAUAUCUUCGACUUUUUUUUUUUGGAGGCAUGGAAAGAGAGCAAAGCACGUUCAAUAGGAGCUUAGAAAUCACGCACGAGCUCCAUGCAGGGAUGAGAGAAGUGGACUGGACAGCCGUCACGAGCACUACAGCCCUGUGUCCCGUCAGCCUCAGCUGAUGUGUCUGAGGGACUUUUAUUGUUUAUGAAAACUAUAUGCUGAAAUCCAAAGAUUUUUUUCUGCUGCAUUCUGGGAACUGUGAACUGAGAAAAUAGCCUAUACUUUGUGUUGUCUGUGUUUUGUAGCCUACUUUUUUAUUAUUAUUACAUAUUUGGCUAUUUUCUGCUCUUUUCCUUUUUUAUUCUGUCGGCGUGCUGUUGGUCUACUGAAUGUCUACCUGGGGGUCUGGUGGUUUUGGAGUAGCCAACAUUUUAUAAUAACGACACGUUUUUUUAUAUCUGGAAUUAAAAGUUGUUUUAUAAAACUGUGUGGUGAAGGGGAAAACUGUUAUCUUUUAAAAAAUGGGCCCCUUAAACCCAAAGAAUGGAAACUGAACAAACGCCUGUUUGAAUUUUUAUCAAGUGUGGGUGUGUGAGAAAACAAGACCCUUUUCCAGACAAUGUCAAAAACUCUUCGAUUUUAAUUUUUUUAAAGGAAAAAAAAAAAAAAAAACAUUUAAAAACAAGAACACAUUUUUUUUUUGUUUUUUUUUUUUUUUCAAAAAAAACCUAGCCUUACCCCCCCUUUUAAUCAGUUCACAUGAUGUCCCAAAGCCAACCUCGUAAAAAGGGCAUUUCCCCCCAUAUGUCCAACGCGCGACUUUGGGACCGCACCCCCCCCGGGCCCAACCCCGGCCCACCCCGGGCCCGGGUAUAUUCCCCCGAAGUUUCAAGAAAAAGGCACCCUUUUUUUUGUUUAAAAAAGAACCGUUAUAUUCUUUUUAUAAUACAACGACAGUCUAUACCAUGUGGAAAGGGGGGUUGGAGUGUUAAUAAUUUUUUUUCCUGCAAAACUUUGUUUUGAAAAGUCAUUGACAGGCCUUUGCCGGUCUAAUUAUGUGGAUCCGAACCAAAUGGGUUUUCGAGCUGUGAAGUUUCUUUUUUUUUUUUUUUUAAUUUUUUUUUUUAGGAAGUCAGUUUGGUCUUUUACUUAUUCAGUUUCAACCCUGGAAAAGCUUCGCCUUAACAAAGAUUUGUAAAUUUGUUAGGUUAAAAAAAAGCAGCGGGUGUUUUCUAC